This is a messenger RNA of Schizophyllum commune H4-8, 1303 nucleotides long. RefSeq lists its product as uncharacterized. The record is from RefSeq and is a predicted model, not a curated record. NCBI's taxonomy places the organism in Eukaryota, Fungi, Basidiomycota, Agaricomycetes, Agaricales, Schizophyllaceae. The coding region runs from base 55 to 1077 and encodes 340 amino acids. The transcript is spliced from 18 exons.
CUCGGGUGCGCAUCUUGACCUCCCUGGCACCAGCCAGCCAUUGUAUUCGGGACGAUGGGUAACGGUACUGUCCCUCUGUCGUCGGUGCCGCAUAUGCCGCGACCAGGAGAGGACGUGCUACCUGUGGACGCAUUUCGUGGAACAGCGACCGCGUGCAUGGUAUGGGUGAUAUGGGACUGGCUCAUAAGCCUUGACCGAGAGGUCAGGGCUGUAUGGCAAGAAGGGCGCAACCUGCCCAAGCUGCUCUACGUCUUCAUCAGAUACCACACCAUCGGGGCGAUGAUAUUUUAUUUUCACCAUUCAUUGUAUAAGAUCGACUUCCAGCUGAUCAACCUCGAAGAGGUUUCCGACCACCUGCUAUCGCAUUGUUUAGCGGACGCAAAGAGGAACAUAUCCUACCGAUGGUAUAUGGCGAUCACCCAGAUUUUGUCCAUCACCGUCGGUGAAGCGCUCGUCCUUCUACGAAUCAACGCACUGUACGGAUGGAGCAGGAGGUUAAUGUCCUUUACUGUCGCUCUGUUCGUAGCGGAAGCCGUGGUCGGCAUCGUCACCACCUGCAUUACCCUUACGGGCGGCUCGGAGGCAUUGCUGGGCUCAUCGGAAGUAUUGAACUGCACAGCGGAUGCGAAGAACAUGUCCGACGUGAACAUUGCUAUGUGGUGCACAAGCAUGAUCGUCGUCUGCGUCUACUUCGUGCUCGUCGUGCUCAAGACCUCGAGCUACCUACGCGAAAUCAUGAUCACCCGCGGCCGAUACCCUCUGUUGGCGCUCGCGCGGAACCCGCAGGCCGCGCCGGCGCUGUAUACCUGCGUGCGGGACGCGUCGAUGUACUUUCUUCUAGCCUUCACAUGCGUGCUGAUGAACCUCCUUUUGAAUCUUCUACAUUCGCCAUACGUGCAAGUCGGAAGCCCCUGGCUGGUAGCGACGUACGGGGUAACGUCUUCCAAGAUUUUCCUCAAUCUCAAGGAAGUCGGCUUGCAGACGCGCAUGCCCCUCUCGAUGUCGGACAACUUCGCUGGCACACAGUCGAUGCCCCGUUUCCGCAUUCUCGACGCUAAACAGAUAGUUCAUCAAUGAGUUUGUGUAUUGUUGUAUUUACCACAACGGCGGUGUACUAUGUGAUAUGUGCGCCCUGGCCGUUCCAAUAUGGGGUGUCGCUCAGGAUUGUCUUGCAGCACUCUUUGGUGCACCUCGCGAUGGAUGUGCGAGGAGGAAACAAGGGGUAUGACCCUGCCGCGAAUAAAAACGUCUCGAGUUCGUCGGUAUGUUCGAGGGGUGUGUUGUCAUAGGAGAGCGGGGACCA